This is a messenger RNA of Ceratina calcarata, 2476 nucleotides long. It is a transcript of the gene wda, whose product is annotated as will decrease acetylation. Gene Ontology annotation, cellular component: transcription factor TFIID complex. The record is from RefSeq and is a predicted model, not a curated record. Gene Ontology annotation, biological process: transcription initiation at RNA polymerase II promoter. Gene Ontology annotation, molecular function: protein binding; RNA polymerase II general transcription initiation factor activity. The transcript is spliced from 10 exons. Bases 351 to 2120 code for a protein of 589 amino acids. Lineage: Eukaryota; Metazoa; Arthropoda; Insecta; Hymenoptera; Apidae.
UAAUAUUCCAUAGUAUGAGAGCUCAAAAGUAUUUAACAAAACAAAAACAGUACAAGGAGUACACACACAGUACACCGAGUACACAUUACUACCGGCGAAAGUUCAUUCAUUCAUGUCCCAGUUUACGAAUUUCAUUAAUGAAAAUAUAUUCCACGAUACAUAUCUGUUAUUUGAACUUCUUAUCCGUUUAACCAAUUAUCAAUAAAAUAUGUACGUAUAUGUUCGCGGUCUGUGAGUUCUCAAAUGAUUCCUGAAAUCAUGUACUUUCAAUGAUUUUUGUUACUUGACGUCUCUCUCAUGGUUGGAUGUUUUGAAUUUUUUGAAUCUAACCAACGUGCGAUUGUAAAAAAAUGAAACGUUUGAAGAGCGAAUUGAUUAAUGCCACGAUUGAAUCUUAUUUAAAGCGGCGUCAUUACCAGAUCGGUGAUGUUUUCUGCAAAGCCAGCCAAAUAAAUUGUCGAACGAGCGAUGAAAUGACCCUGAACGCGACCGCUGCCUCUGCCACAUCUCAAGACAAUUCCAUUAUUUUUAGUGCCAUUAGUAUUGAUGUUGCCGCUGCAGAUCAAGCGUAUCAACGGUUAAAGAUGUGGGUAAAUAUUGUAGUUGAUGAUAAAUUAAAAAUGGAAUUGAAAGGGCUUUUAUACCCUGUAUUUUGUCACUUGUAUCUAGAGAUGCUACAUGUUGGUAACAGGCAAGCAGCUACUCAAUUUCUAAAAUUACAUCAAAAUGAGUUCAAUAGCGAAACAGAAAAAGACUUCUUAGAAGAGUUGUCGAGUGUGUUUUCAGUUCAAGAUAUUGAAUUAAGACCCUUAGUCAAUUCAUUCAGAACUAGAAAAUACAAAGUAGACAUGUCAGACAUUGCUCAUUUGUGUCUACAACAGUUUCUUUCGAAACAUGGUCACAUUAUAUUGAUGCAGAUAAUCAACACGCACGUGACAAUAAUUAAAAAAAUGGAUGUACCUGAAACAGAUACAGAAGGAUGCGAGGAAACAGGUGCACGUCCUGAGAUAGGAAUCAAUGGUUACGUGGAACAGCCAUCGGGUACAGGAACUGAUCGUGAGAUGAGAGAAUUGCAGGAAGCCAUAAGAUUAAUUAGAAAUAAUGCUCAUCAACCUGUGCGAAUAUUCGCAGUGAAUAAUGCUGUCGAAAAUGCGAGUAGCGGUGUAAUUCCCCCUAAUAUGGACAAACUAGCAGUAGGAUUUAGUACUACAGAAAUUAGGCUAUGGGGUAUAAAUGAAGCAGUAUUAAUUAAGCCAAAGUACGAGGAGUCUCCCUUCAAGUUUGCCUCUGAUAUCCCUUUCUUAAACAAAUUUUAUGAAACUUCAGACCAAAUGACUGAGAACGGGGCAGUGAUACUUAGAGGUCAUACAGAUAUUGUGCAUGAUUUAAGGUUUAUUCCAGAAUCGGAAAUUUUACUUUCCGUCUCUAGUGACAAGGAUAUGAGAGCGUGGAGGCUUAACGAUUAUACAUGUGCUGCUAUUUACAGUGGUCACAAUUAUCCUAUAUGGUGCAUGGAUCUUAGCGUAUUUAAUCUAUAUGUAGCGACUGGUUCUCAUGACAGAACUGCUAAAUUGUGGUGUUUAGAUAGGAUAUUCCCAUUGCGCAUAUUCGCCGGUCAUUUUUUAGAUAUAAAUUGUGUAAAAUUUCAUCCAAACGCCCGUUACCUGGCAACCGGGUCCGCUGAUAAGACUGUCAGAUUAUGGGAUAAAGACGAUGGAAAUUUGUUAAGGGUGUACGUCGGACCCCAGUCAACGAUUUAUAGUUUAGCUUUUAGUCCAGAUGGAAAAUACCUAGCAGCUGCCGGUGAUGACAAAUCUAUUUCCGUUUGGGAUUUAGCAACGAACGCAUUAUUAACUGAGCUGAAAGGCCACGAGGACACCGUAAUGAACUUGGAUUGGAGCCUCGAUGGCCAAUACAUCGCUAGCGGGAGUUUGGACGGCACUAUUCGUUUAUGGCCUACUCAAGAUCAUAUUAAAACUGUUAAUAGCAAUGCAUCAAACCAAGUACCUGAAACAGAAUCGCCACAAGUAUACUCAACUUGCUGCUCAAGCAUUCUAUCGUUACGUUAUUGUAAUAAAAACAAUUCUCUCGUGUGUAUCGGGACGGUGGACAGUUUGUGAAGUCAAGAAAUUAAACACGAUAUGCUUGAAAAUCAGGUCUUUUAUUAUUACUCUUCACUGUGAACAUUAUAACACUGGGCCUAAUCUUUUUAAUACUGCACAUCGCAACAGAGAAAACGAUGAUUUUUUUAAUCCUGUUGUCGAAGUCCUUCGAUAUACUACGUAAUAAAUGUUGAAGUAAUUUGUCUCGCGUAAAAUCCAAGAAAGAAGAUGAACAGUAACCAUAAUAUCGGCCUCCAUGUUCCUAUGUUCCGUGUUAUUCGAAAAGGCUCUGCUGUACGUAUGCUAAAACCAAGAAAUUAAAUAAAUCGAACAAAUUUCAUUUGGUAUACUCAAUAAAUUUAAUAUACAUUUUU